Octodon degus (degu) is the source of this 1153-nucleotide messenger RNA. RefSeq names its product centromere protein Q. NCBI's taxonomy places the organism in Eukaryota, Metazoa, Chordata, Mammalia, Rodentia, Octodontidae. The record is from RefSeq and is a predicted model, not a curated record. The transcript has 10 exons. Bases 124 to 975 code for a protein of 283 amino acids.
CUUCCGGGCCCCGUGGCUUUUGGUUGUUUAGGCGCGAAUUCCUGAGUUCGACUCUCAGACGCAUUUGAGAAGAUUGAGAGAGUUUUUUAAAAAAAGCAGCAUAAUUGUACUAUUUAGAUCAAGAUGCCUAAUAAAGCAAAAGCUUCCAAGGAAAAGUCUCAACAAUUAAAAAAAAGUUCAAAAAGAAAAAUUGAUGAUGAAGUGCCCUUGUCAGAGAAAGAGGUUAGAAGCACAAUAAAAAGAAGUAAAAAUCAUCCAAAACAUAUGUCUUCUGAAGGAUUCCCUACCUCUCUUCUCCCAAGGCUACGCUUUGGUUUUACACUUCAGUACAGGCAAACAAAUAUUAAUCUAAAACAGAUAAAGAUAGCAUCCAACAAGAGAAAAACCUGGCAACCUCUUUCAAAGAGUGUGAGGGUACAUUUGCAGACUAUGAUGGAAACAGUGAUAAUAGCAAUUUUGAGUAAUACUAAAGAAAAAGAACAAAUUCAGAAUCAUCUCAACUGUCUGAAGAAAAGGUUGCUACAAGUGUGUGAAACCCUGAAAGCCCCUCCCCAAAAACUGAAAUUUUUAACUGAUGUGUCAAGUGUACUGAGAAUUGAAAGAGCAGAGGCCAGAGCUAAUGAAGAAGGACUGACAUUAUUACAGGAAGAAAUAGAUAAAAUAGUACAGACUACAGAAUCAGUGACUGGGAAUAUUCAGAGUCUGAAAAACAAAAUUGACAUUCUGGAGCAUGAGAUAGAGGAAGAGGAGGAAAAGGCAAAAGAGAUGCUUCAACUGGAUAUGCAUAACACACUUUCUCUCCCAGAGCUUUCUCAGCGCAGUCUGAAAACCCCCACACUGCAGAAAGAAACUUUGAUGCUAAUUCCGAACCAGAAUGCUCUUCUGGAAGACUUGGAUGCACUUCAUAAUUCAUCUCACAUGAAGAACAUGGCAGCAUUCAUCGAAGAAGCCUAUAAGAAACUAAAUGCCCCUUAGAGAAUAUUUAAUAUUGUUUCCUAUUAAUUUAAUGUUUAUAAAUUUGUAAAACUGUUAACCUAUGAUAUAUAGAGGCUGAAGCUUCUGCAGGAUUUAUUAUCCUCUAAUAUGCACUUUAAAAUUUGAUUGUGUGAGCCUAUCAUUGGUGUCUAACAUAGUCCCGAAAACUGGGUUUUUA